AUGGCUAUCGGAGGAGUUUCGCUUAGCGAAGAUUCAUCUAAUAUACGAUCACAAUACCAAGGACAGUUGCCACCAUGUCAAGACUGUCAUUGUGGAGAACGUAACGAGAAGCCUCGUGUGGUUGGAGGUAUGGGGACAAAUGUCAACGCCUUCCCGUGGCUGGCUCGACUCAUUUACCAAAAGUCUUUCGGAUGUGGAGCUUCGCUAAUCAACGAUAGAUAUGUUGUGUCUGCGGCUCAUUGUUUGAAAGGCUUCAUGUGGUUCAUGUUUCGUGUGAAAUUCGGAGAGCACGAUCGCUGUGACCGCUCUCAUACGCCGGAAACCCGUUACGUCGUCAAAGUCAUAGUCCACAACUUCAACCUCAAGGAGCUUAGCAAUGACAUCUCGCUGAUACAGCUGAGCCGGCCUAUUGGGUACUCGCACGCCAUCCGACCUGUAUGCCUGCCUAAGACACCAGACAGCUUAUACACCGGUGCCGAAGCUAUAGUGGCAGGAUGGGGAGCUACUGGUGAGACCGGGAAUUGGUCCUGCAUGUUACUGAAGGCGGAAUUACCAAUAUUAAGUAACGAAGAGUGUCAGGGUACCAGCUACAAUUCUUCGAAGAUAAAGAAUACGAUGAUGUGCGCUGGUUAUCCGGCCACUGCACAUAAAGAUGCUUGUACGGGUGACAGUGGCGGUCCUUUGGUUGUUGAAAACGAAAGAAACGUCUAUGAACUAAUAGGAAUCGUUUCGUGGGGCUACGGGUGUGCUAGAAAGGGUUACCCUGGAGUGUAUACGAGGGUCACCAAAUACUUGGACUGGAUCAGGGACAAUACCGACGGGGCUUGCUAUUGUUGUGGUGAGCGCAACGAGGCUUCACGUAUCACCGGGGGAGUGGAGACAACUGUGAAUGAGUUCCCCUGGGUGACAAGACUUUCAUACUUCAACAAGUUUUACUGCGGAGGUACUCUUGUUAACGACAGAUACGUGUUAACCGCUGCACAUUGCACGAAAGGUUUCAUGUGGUUCAUGAUCAAAGUGACCCUCGGCGAGCACAACCGUUGCAACAAAACACAUCGACCUGAAACACGCUUUGUGGUGCAGCUUUUGUCACACAACUUUACAUUCUCUAACUUCAAAGAUGACAUCGCAUUGUUGAAGAUGAAUGAGAAGGUUGAGGUUUCAGAUACCGUGAAGCCAGUUUGCUUACCGCAUAAUGAUGAGAACACGUAUGAAGCAGUGAGAGCGAUUGCUGCCGGCUGGGGUUCUGUAGGCGAAUCAAAGAAUCGUUCCUGUAAUUUACUGGAAGUGGAACUGCCUGUUCUGAGUAAUGCGGAAUGUAAAAAAACCAAAUACGAACCAUCAAUGAUUCUAGAUGAUAUGUUAUGUGCCGGCUAUCCUGAAAAAGGAAUGAAGGAUACUUGUCAGGGAGACAGUGGCGGUCCUUUGUCAGCUGAAAGAAAAGAUAAACGAUAUGAACUUGUUGGUAUCGUUUCCUGGGGCAUCGGGUGCGGCCGACCCGGUUAUCCGGGAGUAUAUACCAGAGUCUCUAAAUAUUUGUACUGGAUCAGACACAAUUCUAGAAGUGGCUGUUUCUGCAGUGAUUAA
Messenger RNA from Bombyx mandarina (wild silkworm), 1587 nucleotides. RefSeq names its product polyserase-2-like. NCBI's taxonomy places the organism in Eukaryota, Metazoa, Arthropoda, Insecta, Lepidoptera, Bombycidae. The record is from RefSeq and is a predicted model, not a curated record.